GCAUGGCCGAACUACCUAGAAAGGAGUGCCCAGAUCUCGGGUAGUUAAUCGUGUUUAACUUGGAUUCAGUGGAGAACUAAGACGCGAUCAUAGCUUCCGGAUAUACAGCUGUGUGUUUGAUGGACUUCUGGACGUGAAGCCUGAUGAGCAAAGUCAAGAUAUUAAAGAUCUCGCAACGGAUAUUAAAAAAAUUAUCAUCGCUUAAAGGCAGUCUUCGAUAACCGUACACGGACGUCUCCCCGUGUCUGUAACGUGAUUUGGCGAUCCUUCCAAGUUAAUGUCAUUGUGUCUAGGACAGUAACUACCGCUUUGUCGUGUCGCACUUUGUGGCAGUUGAAGGAGAAUAAAAUAGUUUAAGAUAUUUUUCUCUCAUUCUGAAAAACAAGUUAUACAACAGGCAGGUGUUUACUUGUAGUCAGUGGCGAGGUCCUAAAGACUGCCGUAUAUUGGUCCAGUUACAGGAGAACGUUGGUUUUAGCGUCCAGAUGGUUGAGGUUGGGCCGAAUUCCGAAUUCUUCAGCACCAUGGAAAGAAAUCUGUUAGAGCAAGGUUAAAUACAGAAGUUGCAUAUUCUUUCAUAUUUGAACUUUUUUUUGAUUCUGCUGGUUUUGUAGUUUUGUAGUGGGGGAAACUGGUUGCACAGUUCGAGUAUUUCCAUUUGGUAAUAGCGACGUCAGGAUCUAUUAACACGUAGAUCACAGACUGUUUAGCAUCCUCGGAGGAACCGUAGUAUUGAGUAAUGGUCGUGAAUACGAUCCACUGGUUCAGGAAGGGCUUGCGGCUCCAUGACAAUCCGUCUCUAAGGGAAUCCAUCCAGGGGGCCGAUACUGUGCGCUGCGUUUACAUUCUUGACCCAUGGUUUGCGGGAUCGUCCAACGUUGGGAUAAGCAGGUGGAGGUUUCUGCUGCAGUGUCUGGAGGAUUUGGACGCCAGCCUGCGCAAGCUCAAUUCCCGCCUGUUUGUCAUCAGGGGACAGCCAACUGAUGUUUUCCCCAGACUCUUUAAGGAAUGGAACAUCGCCCGUCUGUCCUACGAGUACGACUCGGAGCCGUUUGGGAAGGAGCGCGACGCAGCCAUCAGGAAGCUGGCCAGCGAGGCCCAGGUGGAGGUGACAGUGCGCAUCUCCCACACGCUCUAUGACCUGGACAAGAUCAUUGAGCUGAAUGGAGGCCAGUCACCUUUGACCUACAAGCGCUUCCAGGCAGUGAUCAGCCGCAUGGGCUCCGUGGAAACACCAGCAGAGGCCAUUACAGCCGAGGUCAUGGGAAACUGCACCACGCCUAUCGGAGACGACCACGAUGAAAAGUUUGGUGUGCCGUCCCUGGAGGAGCUGGGCUUUGACACAGAGGGGCUGGCCUCAGCUGUGUGGCCAGGCGGAGAGACAGAGGCUCUGACUCGUUUGGAGAGGCACCUGGAGAGGAAGGCGUGGGUGGCCAACUUCGAGAGGCCCCGCAUGAACGCCAACUCCCUGCUGGCAAGCCCCACAGGCCUGAGCCCCUACCUGCGAUUCGGCUGCCUCUCCUGCCGCCUCUUCUACUUCAAACUCACCGACCUCUACAAGAAGGUGAAGAGGAACAGCUCGCCCCCCCUGUCCCUCUACGGGCAGCUGCUGUGGCGUGAGUUCUUCUACACGGCCGCCACCAACAACCCACGCUUUGACAAAAUGGAGGGCAACCCCAUCUGCGUGCAGAUCCCCUGGGAUCGCAACCCUGAGGCGCUGGCCAAGUGGGCCGAAGGCCGCACCGGUUUCCCCUGGAUCGAUGCCAUCAUGACCCAGCUGCGGCAGGAGGGCUGGAUCCACCACCUGGCGCGGCACGCCGUGGCCUGCUUCCUCACCCGCGGGGACCUGUGGAUCAGCUGGGAGGAGGGCAUGAAGGUGUUUGAAGAGCUGUUGCUGGAUGCUGAUUGGAGCGUGAAUGCGGGCAGCUGGAUGUGGCUGUCCUGCAGCUCCUUCUUUCAGCAGUUCUUCCACUGCUACUGCCCCGUGGGCUUCGGCCGCAGGACCGACCCCAACGGAGACUACAUCAGGCGGUACCUGCCCAUCCUCAGGGGCUUCCCGGCGAAGUACAUCUAUGACCCCUGGAACGCCCCGGACAGUGUGCAGAAGGCAGCUAAGUGUGUGAUCGGAGUGCAGUACCCCAAGCCCAUGGUGAACCACGCUGAGGCCAGCCGCCUCAACAUCGAGCGCAUGAGACAGAUCUACCAGCAGCUGUCCUGCUACCGCGGGCUGGGUCUCCUGGCAACCGUGCCCUCCAACCCCAAUGGCAGCGGCGAGGGGACGGGGGUCGUCAUGGCCUGCCCUACUGCGGAGGGCCCUCAGGAGGGCGUGGCUUCAGCAGGGUGUCAGAUGACUGUGAAGCCACAGACAGAGUGGGGGGCAGGUCCUCUGCUGUACCCCCAAGGGGACCACCAGCCCAGCGCUGGCGUGCAGCCACAAGGGCUCACCUGUAGCAGUAGUACUGCCUGCUACGCCGAGCCGCAGCCGGGACAUGGUGCAGGGCUGCAGCAGGGUAAGGCUCCCCCUCCCUCACCUAUCAGAAAUAACAUUACAUCACAUCACUGUCAUUUACAAGGUGCGCUUAUCCAGAGCAACUUACACAGGGCACCACACCAGCGCACUGAGCACUGUGAAACGCCACAGCAGCGACGCCCUGGCCAACAUCAACUCCAAGGUCCAGAGACAGAACAGCAACUAGCCAAUCAGGGAUGUCUCCGAUAGAAGGACCUGACUGGAGCACUUCUAUCAAGUUUUUUUUAAUCUAUUACACUCAGUGGGGAAAAAAUACCUUUAAGUGCACGAUCCUUUCUGUGAGCACAUUUCCAUAUUUUUAAUGUUUUGAACUGUAUAUUAUUACUACGACAAUACAAACUUUUGUGUAUAUAAAGUAUUUGAUUAAUUCAGUUCACAUACAAAUUGUAAAUAUUUGAUAUUGUCUUUUGUGUUUAGCUAUAGACCAUUGAUAUAUUUUUGAUAUUGAAGAUAUGACACAUUGCAGAUUGUUUUUUUUUUUCUGUAUAAGAGCUUCAAUACAAGUCAAUAAAAUGCUUUUGGACGGUUUGUAGAUGUGAUCACUUUUGGUGUCCUUGGUGCAUAUCUUCUCCCAAGCGCUGACCCACAGCCCCUGUCAGCAUUUUCCACAUCCUGUUAUAGGUUGGAUUUAGGUUGGGUAUGCUGAUCCUGGAUCAGUUGUUGGGGGCAGAAAGUACUUGGAUCCUUCUCUGUUUGAACUUCUGAAUUUUAUAUGCAUCCAACCACAUCUGUGUGCUUCAGACUCACGUUUGCGCUCUCUCUCUCCAGC
This is a messenger RNA of Megalops cyprinoides (Indo-Pacific tarpon), 3299 nucleotides long. RefSeq names its product cryptochrome circadian regulator 1b (gene cry1b). The transcript is spliced from 14 exons. The record is from RefSeq and is a predicted model, not a curated record. NCBI's taxonomy places the organism in Eukaryota, Metazoa, Chordata, Actinopteri, Elopiformes, Megalopidae. Bases 740 to 2719 code for a protein of 659 amino acids. Gene Ontology annotation, cellular component: cytoplasm; nucleus. Gene Ontology annotation, molecular function: copper ion binding; DNA binding; FAD binding. Gene Ontology annotation, biological process: entrainment of circadian clock by photoperiod; negative regulation of DNA-templated transcription; circadian regulation of gene expression.